Messenger RNA from Serpula lacrymans var. lacrymans S7.9, 1928 nucleotides. RefSeq lists its product as uncharacterized. Gene Ontology annotation, biological process: actin filament organization; endocytosis. The coding region runs from base 33 to 1619 and encodes 528 amino acids. NCBI's taxonomy places the organism in Eukaryota, Fungi, Basidiomycota, Agaricomycetes, Boletales, Serpulaceae. Gene Ontology annotation, molecular function: clathrin binding; phospholipid binding. The transcript is spliced from 7 exons. Gene Ontology annotation, cellular component: endosome; plasma membrane; clathrin vesicle coat. The record is from RefSeq and is a predicted model, not a curated record.
GCGACUAUCAUCAUUAACACUAGCUGCAGGCAAUGUCUCUACAGCACUUUGGCAAAGGUGCCCUUCGUGUAGCCAAAAACUACACAAAGGGCUAUUCAGACACGCAGGCAAAAGUCCGGGAUGCAACAUCAAACGAUCCGUGGGGUCCUUCAGGGACACAGAUGAAUGAGCUUGCUCAACUAACAUAUAACCAGAAUGAUUUCGUCGAGAUCAUGGAGAUGCUUGAUAAGAGACUCAACGACAAGGGAAAGAACUGGCGUCAUGUCUUCAAGUCCUUGACAGUUCUAGACUAUUGCCUCCAUGCUGGCUCCGAAAAUGUUGUCAUAUACUUCCGUGACAACGUCUAUAUCAUCAAAACCCUCAAAGAAUUCCAGUACAUCGAUGAAGACGGAAAAGAUCAAGGAGCAAAUGUCCGACAGAAAGCUAAGGAUAUCACGAACCUCUUGCAAGAUGAGGCUCGUCUACGCGAGGAGCGCCGCUCCCGCGCAUCUAUGCGUGACCGUAUGAUCCGUGGUCAGGGCGGUGCGGAAGAUGAUGAUGAAAGCAUUCCUCGUGGAGCUUAUGCGCCUCCUGCAGGACCUCCCCCUGGACGACGAGGCCAGAAUCAGAAUAAAGAUGAAGAUGAGCUGCGCCGUGCGAUAGAAGAGAGCAAGCGUACGCUUGCAGAGGAGCAGGCAAAAGCCGGUCAGAUGACUGCGGAAGAGCGAGAUCUACAGCAGGCGAUCAGGCUCAGCGAAGAGGAAGAGGCUAAAAGGAAUAAGGCAGUUGAAGAUUCGAAUGCCUCUGCAUUGUUUGACGAUCAAUCAAAUGGAAAUGGAAAUGGAAACGGAAACAAUCCCUUCCCGUUUGUGGAUCCAACACCGUAUGCGACAGGGUUGCAGCCUCAAUUCACCCAGAUGCAGCCGCAAUUUACUUCUUUCAAUCCAUAUCAACAACAAGCUCAGCAAGAGGCAAUGCAGGCAGAAUAUCUUCGUCAACAACAGGAAUGGAUGCAACAGCAAGAGCUGCAGGCGCAGGCUCAGGCUCAGGCUCAGGCUCAACAGGCUCAGGCUCAGGCACAAGCUCAAGCACAAAUGGCAGCUCAGCAGGAAGAGUGGUAUCGUCAGCAGCAGCUCAAUCAAUUCCAGCAACAAUCGCAACAACAGCAAUUAUUUGCUCAGCCAACUGGGUUUGGCUCAAACAACCCUUUUGCUCCUACGUCUUUCUCGCCACCACCCGUACCAUCGAACACGCAUAUGCCUGCUUCUCAAGUUUCCUCGGAUGCACCAUCGUUCAAUCUGCAGGGCACGUACGCCAACUCGUCUGCGCCAUCUUACGCGUCUUCUGCAUCUCCCUCGAGGUUUGCAUCGUCGCCAUCCCCAGCAGGAGGGCAAUCGCCAGGUGGAGCUGGUUCGCAGAGGCAGCCAACACGUGCAGAUCAAGAACAUGCUAACCUUGCAAAUCUUUUUGCAAACAGAGAGGAUGGGCAGGACACUUUCGGAAAUACCGGACAACUGCGGUUUGGGCACACCGACGCUGGCCGGCUUGUUGCACAAAAGACGGGCGCACCAAGCCAUAACCCUUUUGCGCAGCAACAACAACAGGCACAGCACAGCGAGCAACCAUUCUUCUCCAUCUAAUCUGUCGAACUUUGCUCCCAUCAUCUACCAUAUCUCUAGCUCUUUUUCUCUUUUUUCUCAGUUUUCUUUUCUUUUUUUCUAUAUUCAUAUUCUUUUGUUGUUGUGGUCUUACCCAAUUCUCUAUUCAUCCUCUGUUCCCUAUCUUUUUGCCUCGUUUUGGCAAUCGCGUCUUCUCUUCUUCCCGAAAAUCCCUCUCCAAAUGGUCGCAGUGAUACCCGCCACGUUCCGAAAACGAACAAACACAUUCCACUCUCACCAUCCAUGAGUGAUUUCCCCUGUAAAUAUCUGGAGAAUAGAUUCGACGUUUCU